This is a messenger RNA of Oryctolagus cuniculus (rabbit), 7350 nucleotides long. RefSeq names its product protein kinase cGMP-dependent 1 (gene PRKG1). Lineage: Eukaryota; Metazoa; Chordata; Mammalia; Lagomorpha; Leporidae. The record is from RefSeq and is a predicted model, not a curated record. Gene Ontology annotation, molecular function: cGMP-dependent protein kinase activity; ATP binding. Gene Ontology annotation, biological process: protein phosphorylation.
ACCCCUCCGCAGACCACCUGCUCAGGUGGGAGGCAUAACAGAGCAGGGCAGGGGCCUUCCAGGACCCGCAUCCUUUACGGCUUUGGCCGGAAAAAGAGUUCGUGGAGCUCAGCGUGGAAGGGGCAGGGUAAGGAGUGACUAGCAGGGGCGGGCGGCAUAGCCACACUUCGCGGGGAGGAGGUCAGGACCCGCAUCCGCACGCCACUAGCCCGCCGCCAGCCCGAGGCACCCUCGCAGGCGCGCACUCGCUCGCCUCUACCAGGAGGCAAGUUUCUUCUCCGCCAGCCCGAGCCACCUGUGCGCCGCGCUCCCGCGGGAAAGGCGGCGUGGGAGCAGCGCGGGCGCAGUGUCGCCGCCGCGCGCCCGCCUAGCUCCGUGGGUGAGGCUGGCGGUCAGCGCGCCUCCGGGUCUCGGAGCCUUCGGCCGCCACCGCGCGCGCUGCCCUGCGAAGCCUUCGCCACGCUCCCAGCCCGACAUCCGCGAGCCUGGUAUGCUCUGCAGCCGGCUGCCGCCUCCUUGCUCCGCCCGGGGUCCUCCCUGGCCUCGCCCUCCCACCUCCCCACCCCCAAAGUAGUGCCCCCGCCUUGCUCCGCCCGCACACCCCGGAGCGCGCCCCACAGGUUUUCCUGGCCGUCCGCUCCCUCCCACACCGCGGGUUUCCUGGGGCGUCCGGCGCCAGCGACCCGCAGACCAGCCGCUGCCUCGGAGCUCCCGACUUAGGUCUCCGCCUCCCGCAACCCGCGCUGCGCCGCGGCUGGCGCCCACCGCGUUCCGGGUUUCCUGCCGAGUUGGACCUGCUGCCUGGCUCAUCCCCGCACUCAGCCUCUUCCCGGAGCGCGGAGAAGUGGAAUCUGCACACUGAAACUCUCGGUGGCUGGAGCCGGCGGACUGGGCAUGCUCAGAAGCCAGGGCUGGCUUUGGUCUCAAGUAGGAAGCUUUUGCACUCGCGAGGCAGCGGCGACUUUGGGGAAAGUUGAUCCGAGAGGGGAAGCGGCCCCGAGACGCGAAGCAGCAGCAGGAAGGAGCCCGCGGCAGCCCGGAGGAGCAUGGGCACCCUGCGCGACCUGCAGUACGCGCUCCAGGAGAAGAUCGAGGAGCUGAGGCAGCGGGAUGCCCUCAUCGACGAGCUGGAGCUGGAGUUGGACCAGAAAGACGAACUGAUCCAGAAGCUGCAGAACGAGCUGGACAAGUACCGCUCGGUGAUCCGGCCGGCCACCCAGCAGGCGCAGAAGCAGAGCGCGAGCACCGUGCAGGGCGAGCCGCGCACCAAGCGCCAGGCGAUCUCCGCCGAGCCCACCGCCUUCGACAUCCAGGAUCUCAGCCAUGUGACCCUGCCCUUCUACCCCAAGAGCCCACAGUCCAAGGAUCUUAUAAAGGAAGCUAUCCUUGACAAUGACUUUAUGAAAAACUUGGAGCUGUCACAGAUCCAGGAGAUUGUGGAUUGUAUGUACCCGGUGGAGUAUGGCAAGGACAGCUGCAUCAUCAAAGAAGGAGACGUGGGGUCACUGGUGUAUGUCAUGGAAGAUGGGAAAGUUGAAGUUACAAAAGAAGGGGUGAAGCUGUGCACCAUGGGUCCAGGAAAAGUGUUUGGGGAGUUGGCCAUUCUCUAUAACUGCACCCGGACAGCAACCGUCAAGACUCUUGUAAACGUGAAACUGUGGGCCAUUGAUCGACAAUGUUUCCAGACGAUAAUGAUGCGGACGGGACUCAUCAAGCAUACCGAGUAUAUGGAAUUUUUAAAAAGCGUUCCCACCUUCCAGAGCCUUCCUGAAGAGAUCCUCAGUAAGCUUGCUGACGUCCUUGAAGAGACCCACUAUGAAAAUGGGGAAUAUAUUAUCAGACAAGGUGCAAGAGGAGACACCUUCUUUAUCAUCAGCAAAGGAAAGGUAAAUGUCACUCGCGAAGACUCACCAAGUGAAGACCCUAUCUUUCUCAGAACUUUAGGAAAAGGAGACUGGUUUGGAGAGAAAGCCUUGCAGGGGGAAGAUGUGAGAACAGCGAAUGUAAUUGCUGCAGAAGCCGUAACCUGCCUUGUGAUUGACAGAGACUCUUUCAAGCAUCUGAUUGGAGGGCUGGAUGACGUUUCUAACAAAGCCUAUGAGGAUGCAGAAGCUAAAGCAAAAUAUGAAGCCGAAGCUGCCUUCUUCGCCAACCUGAAGCUGUCUGAUUUCAACAUCAUCGACACCCUUGGAGUUGGAGGUUUCGGGCGAGUGGAGCUGGUCCAGUUGAAGAGUGAAGAAUCCAAAACAUUUGCAAUGAAGAUUCUCAAGAAGCGCCACAUAGUGGACACGAGACAGCAGGAACACAUUCGCUCGGAGAAGCAAAUCAUGCAGGGCGCGCAUUCCGACUUCAUCGUGAGACUCUACAGAACAUUUAAGGACAGCAAAUAUUUGUAUAUGUUGAUGGAAGCUUGCCUAGGAGGAGAGCUCUGGACCAUUCUCAGGGAUAGAGGUUCAUUUGAAGAUUCUACAACCAGAUUUUACACAGCAUGUGUGGUAGAAGCUUUUGCCUAUCUGCAUUCCAAAGGAAUCAUUUAUCGGGACCUCAAGCCAGAAAAUCUCAUCCUAGAUCACCGAGGUUAUGCUAAAUUGGUUGAUUUUGGCUUUGCAAAGAAAAUAGGAUUUGGAAAGAAAACAUGGACUUUCUGUGGGACUCCAGAGUAUGUGGCUCCAGAGAUCAUCCUGAAUAAAGGCCAUGACAUUUCAGCCGACUACUGGUCACUGGGAAUCCUGAUGUAUGAACUUCUGACUGGCAGCCCACCUUUCUCAGGCCCAGAUCCUAUGAAAACCUAUAACAUCAUAUUGAGAGGCAUCGACAUGAUAGAAUUUCCAAAGAAGAUUGCCAAAAAUGCUGCUAAUUUAAUUAAAAAACUAUGCAGGGACAACCCUUCAGAAAGACUAGGAAAUUUGAAAAACGGAGUAAAAGACAUUCAAAAGCACAAAUGGUUUGAAGGCUUUAACUGGGAAGGUUUAAGAAAAGGCACCUUGACACCUCCUAUAAUACCAAGUGUUGCAUCACCCACAGACACUAGCAACUUUGACAGCUUCCCUGAGGACAAUGAUGAACCACCACCUGACGACAACUCAGGCUGGGACAUAGACUUCUAAUGCGUUUCUCUUACCUGCUUCUGCCUUGCUGAAGACAGCUUUUGCUGAGACACAGCUGCCAGCAAACCUGAGGGACAGAGAGAAGAUUUGUGCUCGGGGUCACCAUGAUGCCUUUGAUCGAUGCUGCUCCAGUAACUCCAGUGGCAUUAGGACUUCUUGCUUAGAUGACAGUAGUGCCCUUUACAUGUUUUCUGUUUGAAUCUAAAAUAGCAGUUGACAUGGUGGUCCUGAAGCAAAGCCUUUCACCAGGAAAGAGAGAUUUUCUAUUGUUGCAAUGAUCUUGCUUUGCUCUGAUUAUAUUCUGAAAGACUGUAGGAAACACUUCAAUCUAGUCAGAGGCUGUACCUUGCUAGAACUGUCAAGAGGAGGAAGAGUAAUAGAUUGGGUACGACAGAUUCCCAUGGUACAGAAACGGGGAUCUUCUCCUCCUUCAACUGAUGGUUGUGGGGUCUGUUCCUGCAAGCUGGUGUAUAUACCGUACCAGAGAGGACCACACAUCUGUUGGUCGCAGAGUUCAUGUCAAACCAGUGCUAGAAGUUUCAUGAUUUUAUUUCCCAGCAGUGCUGAUGACAAGACUGAAUGUUACCUUUUCUUUCUGACAGAGUUAAAAAAUUGAUGAAAAAAAGCACAACUGCUAUGGGUUACGCUGAGACCUCUCAUAGCGGGUAUAUAUGCGUUUUUACAGAGGAUGGAAAAAGAUGCAUGAUAUUUGUUUCUUUUUAAUAAAUUGGCAUGACAGAGUGGUUAAAAAAAGCAAUUCAUGAAACCAUUUCAUAUUUUUUAAAGUACCAUGCUUAAAGAGGGUCCUGGAAAUAAAUGACUAGCAGCCAAUUGGUUUUAUUUAUUACCUAACAAACCCUCAAACUGAGGCUUAAAAUAUUCCCUUUUAUAAAAAUAUACCCGUGGGAUGGGGAUAGGGUAGGGUGGGGAGGGAUUAAGACCCAUCCAAAAAAAUAAAAAAAAAAACGAUAUAGGUGCUAUGUAUAUCUUUCAUCUGUAAUGUCAGUGUCUACACAGACAACACAAAUUCUAAUCAUUACAUGCGUAGCCAGAGACUCAAGAACUUUCACUAAAUUUGUUAAACCAACUUCUGUCAGAUUUCACGUAUACAACGUAUCUAGGGUUGAGACAGAGAGAUAGGUGAUUACAAAACUGAACUAGCUUCUUGUCUUAGGCCUGAACCAAAAAAUAAAAAUAAAAUAGAAAGCACAAAGUCAGAGUUAUUAAGAUGUACCAGACCAGGGUUCUUAUUUAUUAAGGUCACGGUACAAGACAAGAACCUGGCUGAGCUCAUGCACCUGUCACAGUAGGAUGGGAAUAGAAAAUUUGUCAAAAAUAAGUUUUAGCUGAAGUGAACAGAAAUAUUACAAUUCUGAAAUCUCAUACUCACUAGACAAGACUAGAUUUGAAAUUAGCAAACUUCCUUGCUGUUUUCAUCUGGCAUAGCGUCUGCAAGUAAAGCUCAGUUCUCUGUCAGGAGCCCAGUUGACCACUGGCAGCUUUCAUUAGCGGCUGAGCCACUUGGAAGCUUUUCCUGGACAAAUAGCAUUAGAUGUAUGCAGACAAACGUAUAGCCUUCCAAGCUGUCAUCCUGGUUUGAAAUUGCCUGUGAAUUUGGUAUAUUAAAUAGAGAUUUAAAAAAAUCCAAUUACAUCAUUAUUUUCUAGCCAAAUAAAGCAUAUAUUAAUUUUGGUUGAGCUUUUCAUACAAAACACUAUGUUAGAAGAUCUUACUAAAAUAUACUACUAUAAAAAACAGUUGAAAACCACCAAGGGUAUAUUAAAUAUAAUCAGAGUAGAGUUCAAUGAAAACUCUGAUCCUCAGAUGUUACUGCUACUCUUAUAUUAUUGUUUUCCCUCCCUUACAAAUCCUCAACAACAACUUAUUGCCCAAGAUAGUCACUUUCUCCUGCAGAUUUUAGAAUAUAAAGUUGAGCAUAUCAACCGAACAUCUAGCUCUGAAUGCUGUUUUAAAGGUUCUACCCCUUUUACUAGGCCUCUUAAUUCUAACUUUAUAGUUAAUGUUCAGCAAUUUUUAAGAAUAUGGUUUUGAUAUGCCAAAAGUUUGCUAGAAUAUUAAAAAAUCUUUAACUCUUCAAAUACCCCCCAAAGCCCCACGAUUAGAACUUCUUGUUGACUGCGGCACUAUGGUUCAAGUCUAAGACAACCCAUGUGUAUAAAUCCUAUGGAGAAGGAACAAGUAGCAUUCAGCACAAUGUAAUUGUAGGUUUUUUCCCCGUUCAUUACUGCAUCUUCAUUCAUGUCACCUGUGGCAUUGCAUUAACCUGUCUGUAGCCAUCACCCAAAAGAUAAAGGUGAACCGCCUCUUCCAAGAGUUGUAACAGAAACCAAUCAUCUAAUUUUCAACAUUACAAUUUUAAGGAUUUAACCUUGUCUUAAUGAAGACACUAGGGCUAAAAUUCAUGAUCUGCUUCAUAAAGUACAUCUCACUUUAAUUCUGAAUUUUUCCUGUCCCCUCUAUUUUCUUACAUGAAAGAACAUCUGGAUAGGUUAGAAUAGUGCCAACUUGUUAGGGUUGUUAACUGACUUUCUUAUUACCACUUUGCAGUAUGAGAAAUAAGGGCUUUCUGUGUGUCCUGACUCACAGGAAAACUGAAGACUGCCAAGGAAAGGAGCAUCGUAAUAUUUGAGGUAGACUGAAUACAUUAGAGAACAUGAUUUCUGGAAAAUUGCUAUAAAUGAUUGUUAUGUUUGUUACCUUGUUUUGAAGAUAUAAACCAGAUCAUUCUAGCAUUUAAAACAAAUUUAUUUUGAUUAUAUUCUUUAGAAGUAAUAACUUUACUUAAAAUUAUGGAAUAUGCAUGUGAACUACACAUGCAAAAUAAUAUAUAAACUCAAUUAUUGAAUUUGUUUCACUUCUAAAUAACUAAACUGAUGGUGAACGUAAAGAAGUCAGCUACCAUAUAGAAAACAAGGAUAUUAGAACUGAUUUCAUAAAAUAGAGGUGAUCUGUGCAUUAUCCAUAACAAUGUUUUCUUUCAUAAUAGGACCACAGACAAAUAUUUAUGUAAAUAGAUAUUUUUGUGUGAUAUUUUGUGGUACAUAUAACUUUUUUUAGUGUUUCACAGCAUUAUUAUUUCAUUUUAUUUGUAUUGAAUACUGUUUUUAGGUCCAAGUAGACUUGAAUUAAUGUCAUUGUCAGUAUUAUUGAAAAUUAUGUCAACUGUACUGUUAUCCAUCUGUCCCAUAGUUUAGAACAUGACCUGGCUAUCUGGCAUUGUUGCAAGUGCCUUAAAUUCAUGGCAUCUUAUUAAAAAAAACAAAAAUUUGGUGUUAUGCUGCAUGACAAAGACAAACACACCUCAAAAUGUUGUCCUUUCUUAGCUUGCUGCGUUUUACAGUUCUUUCUGCUAACAAUUUAUAAGCCUUUAUUAUAUAAUAUUGAUGAAUUACAGAAAUGAUGAAGUUGUUCUCUUAUUUCUGUUAAAUGUACCAGAGCUGUGUAUCUGUUAAUGAGAUACAGCGUCAUUUCUGUGAAAUGUAUAAAUGUAUGUGCAGGUCAAAUUAAUAUAUGACAUACUAUCAGUCUGUAUACAGGUAUUCCUGUUUUGCUAAGCUGUGCAGAAUCAGUUAAAAAAAUUAGUGCAGUCAAGUUCUAACAUCUCAUUUUAUAGAUUCCAUUACCAAUGGUCCAACUCAAAAGAAAAAUUGGAAAAUGACUGCUAACCACACCUCGUUACAAAACCAAUGAUGAAAAAGUACCUUGGUGCACCACUCACCAAAACAGGAUGCUUUCUCUGAGUUCUUGUAUAUGCAAACCACUUAUGAGGCAAGUUUUCAACAGACCUAGAAAAUCUAAACACUGCAAGUAUAUUGUAGCCCUCCUCUUUAUCGGCCCUUGCAUCAACAGACAGAGGUCUGGGACCUUGACAAUGACUCAGAGGUUUGAGCUUUCUGAGUAAAAGGACAUUUCUUUAAGCAUCAUCUAUCAAAUUUAUUUCAUUGUAUGAUGUUUUUACAACUGGUCAGUUUUUUUGUAUCCUACAGCUAUGGUUAUUUGUCCUCUUACAAUUUGUUCUACAUGAAAGAGUCCUUUGUUAGUCAGAAUGCAACAAACUGUCAUCAAAUGGUCAUUGACCACUUGCACUCUUUUGAUGUAGAUUAAAAACUUUUUCAUAAACUUAACCUGCUUUGAUUUGCUCUGUAUUUUUCCUGCAGCUGUUAAUUGCCGAGUGCCUGUUGUAUACUUUAUAGAGUUGAAAUAAAAAAAAAUUACUUUUGAA